Molecule: messenger RNA, 1370 nt
Organism: Cydia strobilella
Lineage: Eukaryota; Metazoa; Arthropoda; Insecta; Lepidoptera; Tortricidae
Product: deoxyribonuclease TATDN1
Exons: 6
Coding region: 447-1355 (302 amino acids)
Cellular component (GO): cytosol
Molecular function (GO): 3'-5'-DNA exonuclease activity
Source: RefSeq, a predicted model, not a curated record
GUUUGUUUUCCCAAACUUUCCUGUAGUUCUUUUAAAAAAAAAAAAAAAAAAAACCUGAUCCUGGCAGUUGGCUCAUUACUUUCUAUAGUUUCUAUUGGUUUUUCUGGCCGUCCAUUUUUUCUAUUUUUAUUCCUAUAGUAGUUUAGAUUCUUCAACCGAUCAAGCAUCUACACGGACUGGAUCAAGUUCUGAUACUGAAAUUCUGCUCCCACAACCUUGAUGCUGGCAAAAUUGUCCCAAUGGACAGAUGCCAUAAGAACCAAAAACUGAACUGAACUGACCAUCCAUAACUUGUCGGUUUAAUUAAUAUUGAUACCUAACCUCUCCUAACCUCGUAUGACUCGUAUUUCUAUUCAUAUUGUGACAGAAAAAAAAACACUAAAAGAAUACAAAUAAUUUUAUUAAUUAAUUUCCAGCUUCAACUCCAACGCAACUCCAGUUUCCACAUGAGAAGAAUGUCCGCUCUUAGGAAAUAUAUAGAUAUUGGAGCCAACCUCACAGAUGAUAUGUACCAAGGGGUCUACCAUGGGUCAAAGAAGCAUGAACCUGAUUUGGACAAGGUACUAGCGCGCGCCUGGGCCGGUGGCAUGGACAAGAUGAUUAUCACUGGAGGCAGCGUUACAGAUAGCAAGAAGGCGAUUGAAUUGUCCCAAAGAGAUUCGAGAUUGUUCUCUACUGUAGGAUGCCAUCCAACUCGGUGCACAGAGUUUGUCCAGGACCCUCAGGCCUACCUUGAUGAUCUUAGGGCUCUCAUUGCCGCUAAUAAGGACAAAGUGGUGGCCAUCGGAGAAUGUGGACUGGACUAUGAGAGGCUUCAUUUCUGUGAAAAAGAUGUUCAACUGAAAUAUUUCGAAUACCAGCUCCAGCUAAGCAAAGAAUUCCACCUACCACUCUUCCUACACUGCCGGGCCGCAGCCGACGACCUGGUAGACAUACUGCACCGUAACCAAGACUCCAUAGUUGGCGGUGUGGUCCACUCCUUCGAUGGAACGGAGCAUGCGUUAGACAAGAUAUUAGCAUUUGGGAUGUAUAUUGGCAUCAAUGGAUGUUCACUACGAACUGAGGAGAACCUGGCAGUAGCAGCAAAGAUACCCAGAGACCGGCUAAUGAUAGAGACUGACUGUCCGUGGUGCGAAGUCAAGCCGACGCACCCCGGCUACAAGCAUGUGACAACCAAGGUUACGGCGGUCAAGAAGGAGAAGCAUUCUGCAGAGUGUCAAGUUAAGGGGAGGAAUGAACCUGUUAACAUUGUACAUGUUUUGGAAAUCUUGGCAGCGAUUCGGAAUGAAGAUGCAAACGAGCUAGCAGAUGUAAUAUACACUAAUACUAUGAAGUUGUUCUUUCCCGAUAAAUAAAUAGUUUUUUGUUUA